Messenger RNA from Eremothecium cymbalariae DBVPG#7215, 354 nucleotides. It is a transcript of the gene MGR2, whose product is annotated as Mgr2p. The transcript has a single exon. Gene Ontology annotation, biological process: protein import into mitochondrial matrix; protein insertion into mitochondrial inner membrane. Gene Ontology annotation, cellular component: TIM23 mitochondrial import inner membrane translocase complex. The record is from RefSeq and is a predicted model, not a curated record. NCBI's taxonomy places the organism in Eukaryota, Fungi, Ascomycota, Saccharomycetes, Saccharomycetales, Saccharomycetaceae. Bases 1 to 354 code for a protein of 117 amino acids.
AUGCCACCUGUUCAAACUGUUUAUUCUCAACAUCAGCCCUCCAACUGGGAAAAGUUUAAAAUGGGUUUGAUGAUGGGAACUACUGUUGGUAUCUGCACUGGUAUCUUAUUUGGAGGGUUCUCUAUAAUUACGUCCGGACCAGGGCCAAACGGUGUUGUGAGGACAUUAGGCCAAUAUAUUGCUGGUUCUGCUGCUACAUUUGGUCUAUUUAUGAGUAUUGGAUCUGUCAUAAGAUCUGAUAAUGGCAUCGAUGGAAAUUAUUUAGCGCACCGCCGUAUUUACCAAGUUCAACAAGAUGCUAGGUUAGAAAUAUGGAAAGCAAGAGCAAAGUAUGGAUUCUACAAGAACGAAUAA